UAGACUUUAACUGGAGACUACUGCGUCAACUCCGUAUCGACUCCACUCACUUUUUCUUCUUUCAAUCUUUCCCUUUGCCCAUCAAUUGCAGGUACUCGUGAGAUCUCUCUCCUUGACAGAUUGCUGAUCUUACCUUCGGACAACAUCCAAAUGGUGAAAUAGGAAGGAGAUUCCGAGCUCUUCAAACAGAAAAAACUGUGAAAAGGGAAGACAGAAGUUCUUCGGGAGUGGUCGUCCGGUUGAGUUUGGAGUUUUUCACAGCAGUUUCUGGUUUUUUAAAGUGUGGGAGCUGAAAUGAGAUCAUAUCCUAACGCCCUGUUGCACCAAGUCGAACACCAAACCACUAAGAUGGAGUUUUCUAUUCUAUCUCUGGUGAUUUUAUCUUUUAUGAUUUUCGCUGCCACAACCAAAGAAGGAAGAGGAUCGCCAACCAGAAAGAAGGCAGAUGAAGAAAUCAAAGGCAAAGCUACUGCAACAGAGGAAACAGAUCAAUUCAUCAUGCAUUAUCCACAAUCAUUGCAGAAUGUAGAGAUCCAAUAUGUUAAUCCACAGAGUGACACACGAAUGAUUAUUGUGAACAAUCCCUCAGGCCGCGCUACCAAUAAUCAACCAACAGAGGCCAUGAUUAUAGCUGGUGAACAAAUUGAAAUGAAUGAUGCACAGGAGACUGGCGAUCAACUUCCUCAAGCUUCUAAAGAUAAACAUCUGGAAGAGGGCAACAGAAAUCAUAUGCUAGAGAUCCCUAUUUUCUUACGUGAUGAACAGGAAAUUAGUCUUGGAAUUGGGACACAAUUAGUGCAUGGACUCCCACCACAAACCUUACUAGAAACUCAGACUCGAUCUUCCAAGCCACCAAAUGACUUGCAACCAGUUAAUUUGGCCCAAAUACCAAGACACGUGAUGGCAUCUUCACCACAAACAGAGACUGAGGUUGAAACAAAAGAAUUAACAGGGAUUAUGGUUGAAACCCCACAGCUAGUGACGGUAGAAAAGAAGAAUACGGUUCUAGUUCUGCAAAUGGAGAGAGAGCUUAACUUCUCAUGGGGUGUGAUUGGGCUCUCUGCUGCAAUGCUCGGUGUCUACUUGGGUCUUCUUGGAAAUAAUAGGCAAAUUUCCGACCACAUGGUUCUCUACGAAGCUUCUCUAUGGUUACUUUAUAGCUCACUUUUCUCGGGUUUAAUUAUGCUUAUGAUUACCAUUAUCCGCCCAUGUACACAACUUUCGUGUAGUUUUAUCUAUGGUUUGAUGUCUCUUGCAUUACUAUCAGGAACUUAUGCUAUAAGCCUGGGAAUUUACAUUCUGCUUCCGAAGAGCACAUUCAGGCUAGUUAUUGUUUCUGUUCUGCCGGCCGCACUGUUCUUGGUGGCCAUGAUUCUCUAUUUCAAGGAUUCAAUCAUUACUACUGCACAGAAAUUUGGAUUCAAGCCACAUCAGAAUUAGAGAAGUAUUCCAGUCAUAGUUAGGCUAGUGAGUGGCUGUUAGUUUUUUUCUUCCAUGUAAUAUCUUUGAAUGUAUUACAUCUGAUUUGGGGUUGUCAAAUAUUGUGCACUUUCUUUUGUUC
Molecule: messenger RNA, 1561 nt
Organism: Magnolia sinica
Lineage: Eukaryota; Viridiplantae; Streptophyta; Magnoliopsida; Magnoliales; Magnoliaceae
Exons: 6
Coding region: 295-1440 (381 amino acids)
Source: RefSeq, a predicted model, not a curated record